AUGAGUAAUAAUAGAACGAUUGUAAUUACAGGUGCAAGUUCGGGUAUUGGUGAAUCACUGGCAACAAUAUAUGCCAAACAGGGAAAUGUCAAUCUUGUACUAGCCAGUAGAACCACUUCAAAGUUGACAGAGUUGGCAAACCAACUAACUAAAUUAUCAACUACAACUAAAUGUCUUGUCGUUAAAUAUGAUGCUUCAAAUGAAAAGGAUUGUCAAAAACUAAUAGAGAAUGUAAUUAAAGAAUUUUCAAGAAUUGAUAUAUUAUUGUUAUGUGCAGGUGUAUCUUAUCAUAACCAAUUCAAAGAUACAAAGGAUUUGAAUGUCUAUCGACAAAUGAUGGACAUUAAUUAUUUUGGAUACAUGUAUACUACGUUUUAUGCGCUGCCUCAUCUCAUCGAACAAUAUAAUUUUGAAAAGAAAAAGGCACAGAUAGCAGUCGUCUCGUCCAUCUCUGGUGAGUUGGGACUGCCUCUUCGAGCGGGAUACUGUGCAUCCAAGUUUGCAGUCAAUGGGUUCUUUGAAUCGUUGCGUAUGGAGGUGCCACAAGUAGAUAUCACCAUGUUGAAUCCAACGUCGGUCGAGACACCAAUGAGAAAUCAUGGUCUCGGUACUGCAGAAGAGAGACAAGCAAUCCAAUUCAACGAAUCAAAGAGAAUGUCUCUACAAGAUUGUUGUGCAGUAAUGAUUCAUUCGAUUGAAUCAAGAAAGAAAAAGGUUGUCUUUCCAUUUAGCAAUUAUAUGGCUUCACUAUUGAAACCAUUCUUUCCAUCACUCAUUGAAAAGAUUCUAUUAAAAAAGGCUGGUGGUGGUAAUCAUCAUCAAUCUUCAGCAGAGUCUACACAAUCAUCUCCAUCUCCAACCCAACCACCAAAGAUUAAAUCAAAGUUAUAA
Molecule: messenger RNA, 891 nt
Organism: Cavenderia fasciculata
Lineage: Eukaryota; Evosea; Eumycetozoa; Acytosteliales; Cavenderiaceae
Exons: 2
Coding region: 1-891 (296 amino acids)
Molecular function (GO): oxidoreductase activity
Source: RefSeq, a predicted model, not a curated record